Pelagomonas calceolata is the source of this 507-nucleotide messenger RNA. NCBI's taxonomy places the organism in Eukaryota, Pelagophyceae, Pelagomonadales, Pelagomonadaceae. The record is from the annotation of a GenBank genome assembly.
AUGGAUCGGGGCUUCCCCAUCGCCGGGCACAAGGGGCCGCUGCGCCUGACGCUCGCGUCGCACCCCGGCCAAGCGCUCACGUUGGAAGGCGAUUUCUGUUGUCCGUUUCCGCCGCCGGUCUGCUGCUGCUUCGCCUGCUGGUCCGGCGUCAGGCUAGGAGACGAGCAUCGCGCGAUGCAAGUCUUCUACAAGCCGUACAACGGCCAGCUAGAACGCACCGAGGCCUGCAAAGAAAUGCGCAUACACAACAAGUGGGCAAAGUGGGAGCCCAACAAUGAAGUGAUUUCCUUCGCCUGCGGCUGCUUCGACUGCGUCACUCGCGAAUCCUGGACCCUCUACUCGGACGGGACGAUUCACUCGAAAUAUCAUCCGGAGCUGGUGCUCGGCGCCCGCGACAAAGACGGCAAGCUCAUCCUCGUGCGGCAGGAAGACCGGCGGAGACAACUGGUCUUCAAGGAAGUGCUCGCGAUGGAAAAAAUACCGGGACGAAUAAACGUGCGAGGAUGA